Messenger RNA from Balaenoptera ricei (Rice's whale), 11310 nucleotides. RefSeq names its product beta-1,3-galactosyltransferase 5 (gene B3GALT5). Gene Ontology annotation, cellular component: membrane. The transcript is spliced from 3 exons. NCBI's taxonomy places the organism in Eukaryota, Metazoa, Chordata, Mammalia, Artiodactyla, Balaenopteridae. The record is from RefSeq and is a predicted model, not a curated record. Bases 248 to 1183 code for a protein of 311 amino acids. Gene Ontology annotation, molecular function: N-acetyl-beta-D-glucosaminide beta-(1,3)-galactosyltransferase activity.
GACAGCCGCGCUGGGCCUGGACCCGCUCCUCCGCGGACGGUCGCAAUGUGGCUCUGAGCUCCGGCGGCUGCACCGGCUCCGCGCGCGGAGUGCUGGGCGCACGGGUGUCCCGAGGAAGAGAGUCAUUUUUUUGGCAAACAAACCAAGCCCAGAACCUGAUCGUGCUGAACGUCAUAUGCUGACAGCUCUUGGAAUCUACCCUUUGGCUUAGCUUUCAACCCAGAGGUUCAUCUUACCCAGGAAAAGAAUGGCUUAUGUGAAGAUGAGAUGGAUAUAUAUAUCCCUGGUGGUCCUGGGAGCCCUUUGUCUGUAUUUUAGCCUGGACGAUCUGAGUCCUUUUAAAGGCGAACCAUUGGUUUUCAGGAACGAAGAUGGGAACUUCCUUCAGCUCCCAGAUAUAGACUGCAGGCAGGAUGCCCCCUUCCUUGUCCUGCUGGUGACUUCAUCCCACGAACAGAUGUUUGCCCGCUCGGUCAUCCGGAACACGUGGGGGAGAGAAAAGAUCGUGGGUGGAAAACGAAUAAAAACAUUCUUCCUCCUGGGAACCACCCCCAGUAAGGGCAUGUCGAGAGCAGUGGCCCAGGAGAGCCAGCAAUAUCGCGAUAUUAUCCAGAAGGACUUCAUGGAUGUUUAUUUCAAUCUGACUCUGAAGACCAUGAUGGGUAUGGAGUGGAUCUACCGCUUUUGUCCGCAGGCAUCUUUCGUGAUGAAAACAGACUCUGACAUGUUUGUCAACAUCUACUAUCUGACUGAACUGCUCCUGAAGAAAAAUAGAACAACUCGGUUUUUCACCGGCUUCUUAAAACUAAACGAAUACCCAAUCAGGAAAAGGUACAAUAAGUGGUUUGUUAGUAAAUUCGAAUAUCCGUGGGACAAGUACCCGCCCUUUUGCUCCGGCGUUGGCUAUGUUUUCUCCAGCGAUGUGGCGGGCCAGGUGUACAACGUUGCUGAAAGUGUCCCGUUCAUUAAACUGGAAGAUGUCUUUGUGGGGCUCUGCCUGGAAAAACUGCAAAUCAAACUGGAGGAGCUUCACUCCAAGCAGACUUUCUUCCCCAAUGGGUUACCCUUCACCAUAUGCCGUUACAAGAAGAUCGUGGCCUGCCAUUAUAUCAAGCCUCACAAUAUCCUGGCGUAUUGGCAGGCUCUGGAAAGUUCCCUGGACAAAGAGUGUCCAGAUAUCUGAAGGGAGCCCAGCGGAACAUCUGGACACACAGCAGACAGCCCACGGUGAUGGUUUUUGAAAGAUCUUGGAUGGCACAGCUGAGACUCCUGGGGUAGGGAGGGAGUAAGGAAGGAAGAGGCAGAAGAGUGAGGGUGAUAUCCUGAAGGCUUCCCAAUCUAAACCUGAAUGCCACCACUGAUGAAUCCCCAUUUGGUGCCCCAAGCCAUAACAAAUACUCUCUCUCGAGUACCUACCCUGUUGCACUAAGUGACGUACGCCUGCAUUUUCUCACGUCGGGUCAGCAUCCAUAUGGAGGGGUGGAUGUUAGCACCCCAUCUCACACACAAGGAAACAGCAGCUUAGAGAAGCACGCGGGCCUGUCCCAAGGAUUACAGCCAGCAGACACUGGAGCAGGGAUGAGAGCCCACCUCUCAGCCCACCGCCUCAGUCCACCCCUGCGUGCUGCCUCUUGGGAGAGGACGGUAGUGAGGGAGGCUCAGAGGGAAGCCUUGCUGCUGGCAUCUGUCAGUCCCUUGCUAGAGUCCCCUCCUCCUCAGAUCCCAUUCCUGUGCUUUUUAGUGCAGAGACUGGGGUGAACCAAUGCGCCCCCAGCUCCCUUUGUUCACUGCAGUGGGUCUGGCUGGCCUGAGACCGUGUUAGCAGCUUGGCCCUCAACUCACUGCAAAGCACGUGCCAGAAGACACCUCCACAGCGGCUGCAGCUCAGCCCCCAAGAAACACCCAGCUCGAGACAGCAAUCAGCCUUUAAAGAUUUGGCUCAGAAAUCUCUGUGAAGCUCGGCCCAUGGUACAGACUCGUUGGCCACUCUGCUGAGUGUGGGACCCCGAGAGCAUGGCAUUUCCCCCCAGCCAUCUGCGGCAACCCCGCCUGUUGGCUCCACAUGCCCUUGGUCUGCACGUCAGGUCUCCAAGUGCAAACUGGAAGGCAGUUGGAUGCAAGGCUUCGUCUGUGAAGGAUGCUGGGAGCUUUUCUGGGAAUUUGGGUGGAUUUAACUCAAGACACUCUUAAGAACCCCCUGGGACACUGAGCACUGAACUGAGUCCUGGUCAAGGGAGCAUCUUCCUGGGUCCGUUUCCUAAAUCUGAUCCCAGCUCAGCUUCUGUGAACUUCUCAGAUGGCCAAGGAACAGCUGAGUUUUGUGGUGUGGAGUUAAACCUUCAAUAUUCUUCUGAUGGUUUGGAAGAACCCUGUUCUGCAGGGUUGGGUGGCAAUGAAGCACUUUUUUUUUUGCCAGGGUCUUUGCCCGUUCAGUCACUGUCACAUGACACGCAGAGCCAUCUUGCUCCCGGUCAUUGAGAUGAACGGUUCUUACUUUCUACUUUACGGAACUGGAUGUUAGCAGCCUGCAAAGCCAAGACCUCACGUGGCUGUGAAACUUAUAAAAGUUGGGCGAACCUCUUACCUGAACUCAGAAAGAGAUGUUCGCUGCAAAGUGGUCAUGGCCGUGUUAAAUGGCAAAAUGGCAUCUUAUUUUGCACAGUGUUUCUCGCAUCUGGAUGGAGCUGCUUCUUGGCAGAUGUGUUUUCUUAUCCUGGCUGCUCUGAACGUGCUGGGUCAUGUUCAGAAAAGCCACCUUCUCAGGUGGGAAAUCAGGGACUGAACUUGUGUUUUGAAGCCUGGAUUUUGCCAGGGUGGAUCCCUCGGUCCCAUAGGAUGGGCUGCCUCUCAACGGUGAUCUUUGAGGGUGAAGCAGUUUGUCUGGCAGUCCAGCCCUUGUCUGGUGUGCGUGUUCAUGUGGCCACCAAGCUGGGUGGGUGAGUGUGGCUGACUCAGGAUCUGGUCUUCUCAGCAUCCACCCAAAGCCCUCGGCCGUAGGGGUCCAUGAGCACAGGCUCAGCUCCACCGAGAGCCUGUCUGCGUUCUUAAAGGGCUUUCUGCAAAACACAUUCGGCCCCCUGCACCCCCCGCCGACUCUAUUUCUUUAUGUAAUGAAGACGUUUUCUUCUCGAGGGAAAAAAAUGUUUCGUGACUGUAGACCUCGAAGGGACCAUCGAGCUCAUUUGGUCCUGCCUUUACGUAGGAUGAAAAUAAAGCUCGAAGAGACCCGGAGGCUUGCCCAAGACUUUGCCCGAGACUUCACAGCUUGUUUGUUGUGGAAUGCAGGUUCCAGCCAGAGCUGUAUUCCGUGAUGCCGUCUUGCCUGGGUGAGAGUGAGAAACCGUGAAAGUGUGAAUUAGGAGGCAAAGCGAUGCUUUUCCAAUAACACCCAAAGUGAGUUUCAAAGUGGGAUUGGAGAGGAGCCAGGCUGGUGAUGCAGUGGCUUCACUCACGGGCAUCCAGGGACGAAUGAUGCUGAUGGCAAAGGUUAUUUGCUGGGCACUGAGAUAAGGGCUUUAAAAAUAUUACCUCCUUAAAUGCGCACAACCACUCCAGUGGGGAGGUGACCACCCGUUUCCUUGCUUUACAGAUGAGGAAACCGAGGCAGAGAGAGAGCACGAACAGCUAGCUCAAGCUUAUAUAGCUGAAAAGCAGCAAAAAUAGAAUGUGAACCCCAGCUCUUGGGGGCACUGUGUGUGCUGGUUACACGCAGCGCUGCGGCCCCUAGGCGGUCAGCGGGCCCCAGGGAUGCAGUCAGUGUCCAGAGGGAUGCAGGUGCCCGCUGCCUUGGCUGCUCAGGUUGCACAUCUGGCCCUUCACCAGUCUCUCCGCAUCACGCACACCCACCCUCCAGGAUCUGAACCCCGAAUCCUCCCCUCUGCUGGGCUCCCGCAGAGCCAGCCUCUCCACUUUGGGGCUUGAUUCCCAGCUCUCCUUACCUCUUCAAGAGCAAGACCCCUGCCCAGGCCUCACUCCCACUCUCACCGUCCAUCUCCCCUCUGCUGGCUCAGCCCACACGUGGCCAGAUGUGCUGUCAUUCCCCAUCUCCCAAACCAUCAUAAAACCCUUUCCCUUCACUGCCCCACUUCUCCCUUUGCUGUUCAGCCCCACAAGAGCGUUUUCCAUAUUUGUCUCCUUUUCUGUCUGAAAUCCCCUCUGAAAUCAGAGUCUGGUGCCUGACUCCACCAGAUGGUUCUCACCAACGUCAUUGAUGACCCGAGAUGCGGGGUCCAAGGUCUGGUCUCUGCCCUCAUCGUGCUGCCCGCACGGCUGGUCUCGCCCGCUUCCAGGACACUGGAUGCUUUGGGUUCUCCUCCUCACCGGUCCCUUCUUUGCUUGUUCUAUCUCCUCGCUCUGCCUUGGCCUCCUUUCUUCGCUGGUUGUACUCUGGUGGUCUCAUCCAGCCCCACGGUUUAAAAUAUCCUCUCUCAUGUUGAGGAUGCCCGUUUAUCUCCAGCCUGGAAUUCUCUCUCACUUUUCAAUCUCAUAUGUCCCACUGCCUGCUUAACACCCCAUAGUGAGCAAAUCCGAAACUGAAGUUGGGAUGAACCCCUCCCUCCACUCCUAAUCCACACCACCUGCAGCCUUCACUACCUCAGGUAAUGGCCCUUCCAUCCUUUGGUGGCUCAAGUCAAACACUUCGGAGCCAUCUGUGACUCCUCUCUCUCUCAGCCGGUAUGUCAGGAGAGAGACCAUCAUUUUAUAUCCAGAAGCCAAUCACUGCCCCUCACUGUGCUGCUGCCACCCUAUCCAAGCCCCCAUCAGCUCGCACCUGCGCUCUGGCAAUAGCUUCUACCUCGUCUCUCCACCUCUGUCACUGCGUCCCCUUGGUCUGUUUCCUAGGCGGCAUCCAGACUACUCCUUUGAAAAUAUGGACCAGAGCAUCUUACGUCUCUGCUCCAAACCCUCCAGUGACGUCCCAUGUCUGAGAAAAGCCGCAUCUUUAAUAUCAUUGUGUGCCUCUGUUAUUCUCUAACCUCAUCCCUUCCUACCCUCCCCGCACUCACUCUGGCCUCCCUGAAAGGAGGUACUAUUCCUGCAGCACAGGCCUCCUUGCUCUUCCUGGAGCAUCCGGCCACCCUCCACCUUCCUCAGGGCCUUUGCAAGGGCUGUUCCCUCUGCCAGGCUCGCCCUUUCCUUAGACAGUCUCGUGGCCCAUUCCUUUGCUUCCUUCACGUCUUUGGUCAUGUACCCCCUUCUUAAUGAGCCUCAUCCUGAUUACUUUCUUUGGAAUUGCAACUCAACCCACCCCCGUCCCCUUGCCUUGUUAUAUUGUUUCCAUUGCACUUAUCAAUUUCUAACAGAGUAUACAAUAUCUAUUUAUUAUCAUGUGUCUAUUUUGUUUAUUAUUUAUAGUUCACCCCACUUGAGCAAAAGCUUUGUGCAAGAAUGGGUCUUUGUUUUCUCCACUGAUGUACCUCAAAUUCUUAGCACAGUUCCUGGUACAUAGUAGAUGCUCAAGAAAUAUUUGUCGAUUGGACGUGAGAUGACAUUUGUGGAAGGUGGUUUUAGAGGGGAAGUGAUGAACCUCGACUAAAAUGUGAAGGAUUUCUAACAUGUAGCCAACACUAUGGGUCCAACGUAUGGUUCCAGUAUCAAUCAGUAAAUGGGAUGCUGAAAUCCUGUUUUUACUGAAAACUGGGACCUGAAAACCUAGAAAUGCUAUAUGGCAGUGCUUCUUGACCUCACAUCCCCCUUUUUCGAGAAUGGAAAACCUCCCACGUUGAGAAGUAGACAGAAUCCUAUAAUGUACUCCGUGCGCCUGUCCCCGAGUCCUCCCCACCCCUGGCUCCUGCCAUGGCCAAUCUUAUCUCAUCUACAACCUCCUUCUGUUUUCAUGAUUAUAAAAUUUUGGAUCUUUUCCUCAACCGUAUGCAACUUUUAGUCUCAGGAGAAGGACAACAGUAAACCAAAUUGUUAUGAAAUAGACCUCAUUUCUAAAGAUGAUGACACCUGCAAUAAAAGGUAAAGAGAUAGUUUCAGGUGAAGGUAGAAUUGCUGUGCUUCCGAACUUCAAGAGGUUUUAGAGCUCUGGUCCCAUCCCUUUAGUUUAUGUGUGAAAACCAAGAUUUGCAGAAUUUGAGCUUCAGGUCAGCACUCAGAGGGUUGCUGACUCUCAGCCUGAUGCUACACCCAUGGUGCUGUACUGCCUCUUUCUUUCUUAUGAACCUAAUUCCUAUUUGUCUUAAAACACACCACGGUAGCCACAUAGGGUUACAAAAAGGGAGGGAGGAAAAAUCCAAACACACAAAACCUGUCAGACCUCCUUUCCUUGAGCUCCCAAGUAGCAUCUGCUCCUGGACACCCCUCCCAGGUGCAUCUAAAAGGCACAUCGAAACCACAUAUUCACCCAUCCGACCCCUAGCCCUGUCUUCCCCCAGCGUUUCGGGUUGCAGGAAAUGUCACUGUCCAUCUGCCUAUUCAGUUCUUCGACUUUCCUGUGCCUCGCUGCGGCCCUGCCAUGCCUGAUGGUUGCCGAUUCCCGUGGAUUUGGCCUCUUCUCUCCACAUCCAUCGUUGCAGCCUCAGUCCAGGGCACCAUCUUGGAUCAGCUGGUCUCAGGCAACAUGUUUUUUACUGGUCUCAGAUCUGAUCAUGUUGCCUUCCAACCUCUCCUCCGCUUUACACCCAGAAUAAUUUUAAAAAAAGAAUUAUUGAAGUAUAGUUGAUUUACAGUGUUGUGUUAGUUUCAGGUGUACAGCAAAGUGAUUCACUUAUACAUACAUGUGUAUAAAUCUAUUCCUUUUCAGAUUCUUUUCCAUCAUAGGUUAUUAUAAGAUAUUGAAUAUAGUUCCCAGUGCUAUACAGUAGGUCCUUGCUGUUCAACUAUUUUAUUUAUAAUGGUGUAUAUCUGCUAAUCCCAAACUCCUAAUUUAUCCCUCCUCGCCCACCUUUCCCCUUUGGCAACCAUAAGUUUAUCUUCUAUAUCUGUGAGUCUAUUUCUGUUUUAUAAAUAAGUUCAUUUGUAUCAUUUUUUUAAGAUUCCACAUAUAAGCGAUAUCAUAGGCUAUUUGUUUUUUUCUGUCUGACUUACUUCACUUAGUAUAAUAAUCUCUAGGUCCAUCCAUGUUGCUGCAAAGAGAGUAAUUUUUUUUAGAAAAGUGGAUCUGAUUAGGAAACUCAGAGACCCAGGGAAGCUGAGUGAUUGCCCUGGGGGAAUUCUGUCCUCCUGUCCACACGAGCCAUGAGCUGCUUCAGAAGUCAGACUGGCAAUGCCAGCUACUGCUGCACAACCAGCACUGCUCCAGUGAUCCCCACGUGCUGGCACGAAGCGCUAAAAUGUACUUUUAAAACAAACUGAAUUAAUUUUCAUGUGAGUUUUUUGAUCCUCUUGAAAGUGGUUACUCUGGGGUUGGGCUGCCUGGGUUUGAAUUUUACUUCCCUCCCUCGCUCCAUAAGCAAGUUACUUAUCUUUACCUCAUUUAUUUUCAUCUGAAAAAUGGGACAAUAGUAGUUCCCACCUCACAGGGUUAUUGUGUUAGUUGAGACAUUGCGUGUAAACUGCUCAGUAACCUGGGUGCUUCUGAUGACGGUCAGUGUUUGGGCUGUGAAUUUGGGUGCAUUUUAUAGUGAUCCGUGGGCAAAUCAAGAGAUCUUCAGGGUGAGUCUUUAAGACUUUGUUUCAGCUCUUGUUCCUUUCUCUCCUUUUAAUCUUCCCUGGCACUCUUGAAGAAGUUCUUAUACCCAUUGCGUUCCUCAACAUCGCAGAGCACAGUGUUUCUAGACUCAGUUAAUUCAGAAGGUAUGACAACCUGAACAGGUAAAAAACAGACGGAGCCGGAGGUGCCUGAGAGAUUAUAUGCAGUUUAAAAAACAGCCUUCUUUUUCCAGAUGAGAAAACCGGGACUCAGGAAAAUGGAGUGACUUUGCUAAGUCCUUCAAUUAGCGGCAUCUCCAGGAUCAGAAACCAGCAUCAGAAAACUCAUGUCAGCCAUUCAUUCUUCUAUUUAUUCACCCCUUGGGAAAAUAUGCUCAGUGCUUUUUACAAGACGUCAGGAAUGAGAGUCAGGCUCAGGUUCACGGCCAGCCAUCUGUUCUGCAAACAGAGCCUUAGCUGGGUAAACACACAGUGUCAAGAAGAUGAAGGGGGUGUCUGUUCGCUGGACAACUGAAAGAAGAAGCGUUUGUUCAGUGCCUUCUCUGUUGACAGACAUCAUAAACCUUUUCCAUACCUGCUGUGUCCUCGAUUCCUCACAGUAGCUAUUCUUAUUAUAAACAACCCACUGGUUUUGGGCUGAGGUUCAGAGUGACUUACUGACCUGCCAGGGAGGCUCAGAUGUGGCAGAGACCACCCCCCCCUUAGCCUUCAGUGCCUCCCCCUUCACCAGGGCAUGGUUGGUGAGCCCUCCCACGGUGCUUAAGGACCGGCAAAGCCUCCUGAGUCUCCUGGGAAGCUCAGGACUGGCUCCGCCCAACCGCGCAAGGGGUCUGCCGUCUUGUCUUUGUUCCACGUGCCACCACUUCUUCUCCAAGUGUUGACAGCACCUCUGCUCCUUCCCUGUCCUAUGUGACCUUCUGGGACUUGGCCCUUUGUCAUCUAUGGUGUCCCAGGAAUCUCCUGUUUAGCUGGGUCCUCCAACCUGUCCUGUCCUGGCCAGCCCCAUCUUGAGUUCACUCAAGUCUGCGUCUGACGGCUUGAACAAGUGUCUGGCUUCAGAACACGAACCCCUCCAGGCCAGUCCAGCCCACUUUUCACCUCUCUUUACCCGAAGCCCUUGCAAAACAAGCCGUCCCUCCAAAGAGUGUGGGUUCAACACUGCAGGCAUUGGCUUCUAUCAGCGUGCGUGCAUGUGUGCGGGCGUGUGUGCGUGCGUGUGUGCGCAAAGGUGUGAUCUGAGGCUCUAAAUAGAGGCUCCGUGCUCAGUGGCAGCCGGUUUUUGUACGUUAUCUGCCCUCCCCAAGUCUGUGAAGGGCGAUAAGGAGAGCGAGGUGAUGUUUGCCCACGUGGGAUGUGAAGAGCAGGUGUCCCCAGUGUUCUCAGCCCUGGACGUGACAGUGUGGAGUCUGAGAGGUGUCCCUUGUCACCUGUUGCACAGCAAGUAUGUGCCACGUGCCGCGCUUGGUGUGGUGGAAACCCGGGCUGCAGGAAUGGUCUGCAGUCGCCUUGGUCAGAGAUUUUCCUGAGCUCCACCUUUCAGGCAGGAUACUUAGAAAAAGUGAAAGAAAGUGAAAGAGAUCAAACAGCCUCUUGAAUUUGGAUGUACUUCUUAGAAGCAAGGGCUGCGCCCACACUACUAUUUAGAGUGGUCUGCUGCACUGAGCCCUGAUACACCAGCUAAAGGGAAAAGGCCAGGUCUGGGUGCUUCUCCUGGGCUCUCCAGGCUGGGCGUCUACGGCUCUACAGGAGAUUAAAUAAUUGACAAGCCUGCUUUUACACAACACCUGCUGUGCCUCCUCAUUUUAAAAAUAGACGGGAUGUUUACCUUUUCUCCACGCCUCCCGUUUGGAAGUAUUUGUUUUCUCAUUUUUUAAAGAAUUCAUUUUUGGCAUUUGUCAUAUCAGGACUGACAUUUUAGCAAUUUCCCAAGUGAUUGUCAAAUUCUCCCAGGCUUCUCUUCCCUCUGUCCAGGCCGCUGCCUGGUGGGGAGGAGAUACUUAAUAAACUAGUUGUUGGGUUAGGUGUUCAAGCAGAAUGGUGGGGUGGAGUAGAAGAUAAAGUGAACCGCAGGUCCCUUCAAGCACCCAUCCCUGAAACCUCUUUUCUAGAUUGUUGUUGCUACUCAUUUUUAUGUCUGUUUGGUUUUACAUGAUCCAGAAAUCUGUAUGUGAACUUGGGCUGAGGUGUAUUAGAGAUAAACUCUCAAGGAUGUGUCUGGGAGGUGAAAUAUGCUUACAUUCUCUGUUUUGAAUUUGAUGGAAGGAUUUGUAGCUUGUGGGAACUUAGAAGCAUGAGUUCCUCUAUUUUCUUGCUUUUCAAGUAUGACUGUGAGGAAAAACCCUUUGCUCUCAGAUUGGACACUGAGUGGUGAAGCUCCCCGCCUCCCAUGUGGGGCAAAGAGCCAUGAAGCUUGGGUGAGCCCAGGGGACAAGGAAGCGGGGGUAUGUCCUAGUGCCUGCCAGAUGGAAUAGGGACAGACCAAAAAAUUAGCUUUUAAUUAAAUAAAAAACCCCAAUUCUUCUCUUAUCAGACAUAAUCAACCUUAAGUAUAAGUAGAAAAAUGAAUUCCAUAGCCAAAUGUAGCUUUUGGUGUCAUAUUGUUUUGCCUUGUCUCUUUGUCCCACUACCUCUGUACUCUGGUUGAAGAAACCCGUGCCCAAUGCAGGCAGAGUUUAGGUCACCAGGGUGGCGUUUACCUGGCCUGGCCCAGAGCUCCUGCCACACACAUUCCGGGGGAGUUAAUGCAAGGUCUUCAAGUCCUCAAACAGAGACAAACCAAAGAAGUAGUGAUACUCUUAGUUAAAUUCUGCUUUGGAAAAUGUCAGAUGCCAGGGGUGGGGGGUGGGGAUUGAUUUAUGUUCCACCUGGUCAAAUAAAACAUCAAGAAAAAUCCAGCGUGACUGGAAAUUACCUAAUGCCAACCGAGGACACUUUGUGGUCAAAUUUUGCUUGUCCUAAAGGACAAGAAAUAAAAAUAAAACUCUAUACUACUGAAUGAUACCUGAAAAUGUUGUCUCCCUGUAUUUUGGGGGAAUUUAUUAGACUCUUAUGUCAUCAUAUUUUGGGAGUAGGCAUAUAUAUUUAUUUAUGAUGUAUUAAGAGUGGUAUUUAUCUUUAAUAAAAAUUAAAUUAUUAUGAUAGCAGAGUGCACUUAACUUGGUUCGUUCUCAGUUGUCGAUAAUGCGAUAAACUUGUGUUCUUCCUGAGAAGUCAGCAAUGUAAGAUUUAAACUGGACAAUCUUCCUUUUUCCCCCUGACAUUGAUGUUUUUUAUAUUUAUUCUGUUUGUGGAAAAUAUUUUAAAAAUUCGACUUUGAUUUUAUAUGUUUAGAAAAAUAUGCUGAACAACCUUGACAGGCUUAUCUUUGUAAGAGAUGGGGAUUUCGUGUUUCACUUGGAGUUUGGAAGCAAAGAAAUGGAGCUGUAACUCUUGCAGAGUCUUUAGGGUGCAGUGCCUGGGCGAGUGACAGGAGGUGAGGUAUCCUGUUGGGAAUCAUAAGCCCAGGGUGUUAUGAGGCAGGCAUCCUUUGGAAUUUUCUUUCUCUCAGGUAUAUUUAUAGUCUUUAAAAGCUACCAUUUAAGUUUAAGAAAUCAAAGCUUGUGAAUUGAUAUGACUGUACCUUUAGAAUCUUCCUGGUAACUCAUCUCUGAGGUAUAGCUUGGGUCCUUGAUCUUUCAAAGUUCAUUUAAAUGGAAAUAAAAUGAUUGAAACAGA